Staurois parvus is the source of this 344-nucleotide messenger RNA. NCBI's taxonomy places the organism in Eukaryota, Metazoa, Chordata, Amphibia, Anura, Ranidae. The record is from the annotation of a GenBank genome assembly.
CUAGGGUGACAGAAUGUUAAAAAAAAAACAAAAAAAAAACAUGAAUAAUAAUAUAAAAAAUAAAAUUUUGGCCAAGAAAGAUUAUUUAUUUGCAAAAGUUUAUAAGAAAACCACUUUUUUUCAAAAUUUUUGGACAUUUUCAUUUAUAGAGCAAAUAAAAUAAAAAUCCCAGUGGUGAAUAAAUACCACCAAAAUAAAGUUUUAUCUGUCUCAAAAAAAAUUCUAACAAAUUCAUAUGGGUACAGUGUUGCAUAACCACGCAAUUGUCAUUCAAAGUGUGAUAGCGCUGAAAGCUGAAAAUUGGCCUGGACAGGAAGGGGGUGAAAGUGUCCGGAGUUGAAGUG